Molecule: messenger RNA, 987 nt
Organism: Paramecium tetraurelia
Lineage: Eukaryota; Ciliophora; Oligohymenophorea; Peniculida; Parameciidae
Exons: 4
Molecular function (GO): GTP binding; GTPase activity
Source: RefSeq, a predicted model, not a curated record
AUGAAGCAGUCCUUUUAAAUCAAAUCAGACAUUUUGAGAUAGCUUUGCUUUAAAAUUGUAUUCCUGGGAUCCAGUUCAGUUGGCAAAAGUUCCAUAAUUAAGAGAUUCCUCAAAAAUGAAUUUGCAAUGAAAUCGAUGAGCACUGUCGGAGUUGCAUGUGAAUCGAAAGUAAUUACUAUACACAACCAAUAAGUAAAGGUGCAAUUGUGGGAUACUGCAGGACAAGAGAGAUAUAGAUCCCUGACUAAGAAUUACUAUAGGAAUUGCGAUGCAGUGGUGAUUGUCUAUGAUAUUGCAAAUAUGAAAAGUUUCUAUUAAGUGAAAGGCUGGAUUGCUGAUUUUGAAGACAAAUGUGAAAGACCAGCAAUUAAGAUGUUGCUAGGAAAUAAAAUAGAUCUGAAUCGAGAAGUGGGAAUUGAAUUGGGUACUCUCCUUGCCCAAAAACAGAAGCUAUUAUUCCAAGAAGUAUCAGCAAAAUAGAAUACCAACGUUGAAAAUGCAAUGAUAAAGUUAAUAGAAAUUAUGAUUCAAACAAGAUAAAUUGAUUCUGGAGGCAAAUUAAUCAGAAGGGGAUCUCUCGUUGAAAGUAAAUCGAGCAGCGGAGACAUGUCCUCCAGUGGGAUUAGUAAAUCCACUAGGCCUGUUUCUUAUAAGCCCCUAGAAAAGGAUGUAUCGAGUUUUGAUACUUCCAAGUUAUAGGCUAUUAAGUCUGGGGGUGAAAGUUCAUAGGAAGAAUCUCCCUUUACUUCUGGGCCUCUUCUAUACCAGACUUCUCCUCCGACCAUAAUUGUGACUCCACCAGAGGAUGCUCUUGUUGCCAAACAAGAUGAAAACAACAACAUGUGGUUAAGUAUUUCGAAACAUAAAAAGAAAUCCCAUAGUGUGAGUAUGACUUUGAAAUUGGUUCAUCCCAGAGAAUCUGAAACUAUUAGGGAUGAAUAUUUUCUCAGAUAAAAUGCAAAUGAGAGUUGUUUCUGCUCUUGUUGA